Anoplopoma fimbria (sablefish) is the source of this 5403-nucleotide messenger RNA. It is a transcript of the gene znf512, whose product is annotated as zinc finger protein 512. Gene Ontology annotation, molecular function: zinc ion binding. The transcript is spliced from 16 exons. Bases 115 to 2766 code for a protein of 883 amino acids. NCBI's taxonomy places the organism in Eukaryota, Metazoa, Chordata, Actinopteri, Perciformes, Anoplopomatidae. The record is from RefSeq and is a predicted model, not a curated record.
GGAGGAGGAGGAGGAGGAGGAAGAGGAGGAGGAAGACAUGGAGGCUGAGCGUCUUUGCAGAAGGACCGAGCUGUAGGACGAGGUGAUUUCUACGGGGUAGUUUUCACUCCUAGAAUGGACCCAGCUCACAUUGGAGGGGACAUGUCACCUUUGUACGUGCCAAGAAAACGAAAAUCCGUCCAGUCGCAACCCAAAUGUGGAGUGCCAUGUCCAGUUGUUCAGCGAAUACCAAAAAGAACCUGUGACUUAAAUUCAGCUGGAUAUCCCAAGAAAGAAGAAUCUGAAGCCCAAGACACUCUGAAGAUGAAGAGAACUUAUGGUAGAAAAAGGUACGAGGACCUCCAGAGUGUUUCCAUAGGAACAGUAGAUUACCCAACUACCAGCUGCUCUGUGAUGUCAUCGGGUGGCCUGGCCAAUGGGGCGGAUCCAGGGUCGAUGGCUCCACCCACUGCAAGGCUGCCUCCGAGACUGUUGGCGAAGGAUGUGUGGCCUCAGGGCCCCGAGGCCAGCAGGGAGCCGCCACAACCUCAGGACCACAGCUGGGACCCCAGCAGGGACCGGGGCCCCGACGCCUGGGCCCCGGGUCGGGACCGACCACAGGAGCAGGUCUGGAGCUCCGGCAGGGACCGGGCGGGACACUCCAGUCAAGACCAGACGUGGAUUCCGGGCAGGGACAGGGCCCACAGCGGACCGGACCAGGCCUGGAUGACGGGCCGGGACCGGGGCCCUGAGCAAGGGUGGGCGGCUGACAGAGACCGGGGCCAGGAUCAGGUCUGGAACGCGGGCAGGGAUCCGGGCAGGGACGGGCCCUCCUCGGGGCCAGAGCAGGCUUGGGGAACCGGUCGAGGUCAAGACCAGGACUGGAGCAACACGAGCAGAGACAGAGGUCACGUCUGGAGACCUGACUUGAACAUGAAGAAAGUCCUAAGAGUGGAGAUGGAGCGAAGCCCACCUGUGAAUAACUUCCCACAGCCACCAGAGGGCAGAGACUCCUAUUCCGAUGCAGCCAGUGUCGGUGAGGCCUCGACGGACCAACCCAUCGAGGACCAGAAACCCCCCGUGAUCUCCACCAAGAAGGAGCCUCCUACCUAUCCUCCAGGAAGUCAAGAGGAGCGUUGGCAGCUGCAGAUUGUGGCCAAAGGCAGAGUCACCUGUCCAAAAUGUAAAAGUGUGAGCAGGAAGACUGUGGAGGGGCUGAAGAAGCACAUGGAGAACUGCAGACUGCAACCCUUCACCUGUCAACACUGUGGGAAACAGCUGAAGUCUUCAACGGGGAUGAAGUAUCACAUCAUGGCCGACCACAGCCACCUGCCCUCAGCAGAAGAUGCCAAGGACCUGGAUGAUCGUGCCAUCAAAGAGAAACUGCGUAAGAUCCUGAAGAGACUGGGCAAAUUAAAAUGCUCCAAAGAGGGCUGUAAUGCUGCCUUCACCAGCAUCAUGGGCUACGUGUACCACAUGAAGAAGUGUGGGAAGGAGGAGUCCGAGCUGGAGAAGAUGCUGCUGAAUUGCUCUCACUGCGGGAAAACCUACAAGUCCAAAGCCGGUCUGGAGUACCACCUGAAAUCAGAGCAUGCUCCCACGCCCCAGAAGAGUGAGGAAGACGAGGCCCUGAAGGCGCACAGGGAGGCGAACCCGGAGAGGACGGCCAGCGGACGGGUGCAGCGAGCGUCGGCCCAGGUGGCGAACUUCCACCUGGCGGAGAUCGCCAACAACGAGCUGCCCAAAGACUGGCCCAAGAGGAAGUUCCAGUCGGACCUGGUGCCCGAUGACAAAAAGUUGAAAUACGCCCGACCAGGACUGCCGGCUUUCAGCCAAGAGGUGCUGAGGAAGUGGAAGAACGAGGUGAAGCUGCAGAGGAAGGUCCAUUGUCCCAACCAGGGCUGUGGCUCCGUCUACACCAGUGUGUCCGGACUGAAAGCUCAUCUGGGACUCUGCACGAGGGGCGACUUCGAGGCUGGAAAAUACAGAUGUCUGAUCUGCAAUAAAGAGUUUAACUCCGAAAGUGGAGUGAAAUACCACAUCAACUCCGUCCACUCUCAGGACUGGUUUGUGACGAACAAAAAGGCCUCCAAGAAGUUUGAGAAGUUCCUCAAAAACCAGCCCAAGGAGUUUGUCCAAAAUGUGGACAAGCAGAUCGUGGAUCACUACCACCACCAGCAGCACCACCAACAUCAUCAUCAUCAUCACCUCCAGCAGCAGCAGCAGCAGCAUCAUCAUGAGCAGCAUCACCACCACCACCAUCACCACCAUCAGCAGCCUCUGCAGCUCCAACCCAUUCAGCACCCUCUGCAGCCGCUGCAUCACCUCCAGCACCAAACCCAGCUCCUCCACCCGGAGCACCAGAGCCUCCCUCCUCAGGGGGACCCCCAGCUCCAGCAGCCGAUGCUCCACUACACCUCUUUGGAGCCCCCACCGGGACCCGUGUGGGUGGACUUGGACCAGGGUGGAGCUGGGCCGGGACCGGAGCAGGCCCCGAUCGAGCUGGAAAUGGCGGAUGACGAGAAACCCGGAGAGGAGGACGGCGUGGUGGUGCAAGGGAAACGGAGAGAUAAAGGGGAGAGGGGGAAGGCUGAUGGGAAGAGGAAGGAUUGCUUUUCUUUCGGUGGUGGUGGUGGGGUUUGUGGUCCCAGUAAUACAGGCAGCUCGUCCAGCGAAUCGGAGGUGGAGCAGCGGGACAGGCAGAGACAGAUCGAGCAGUGGAAUCUGAAACGUCCCGGCAUCAUGGAGCCCCUCCCCGAGGCGGGAAAGACGCAAAGGAACACUUAGAAGAAAGUUUAAAACAUCGUCGUGCAUCAGAGCUGAGAAAAACACACCACGGAGUGUCCGUCUCUAUUAGCCGUGACGUAGAACGGUUUCCACAAGAGGAGACCGGUGAGGAGGCGGCUGACGACAGAGCUGCUAUUUACAACUUUUUAAAUUUUAGAAGAUGAACCUCACAGAGUCAGCGUGGAUGUGAGAGUACACACACACACACACACACACACACACACACACACACACACACACACACACACACACACACACACACACACACACACUCUUCUGGUCCAGAGGCUGUUUCUGUGGUUGUCGUUGUAUAGCCUUGAGAAAUAAUGUAGUAUACCGUUUUAUCUGUGAGUUUAUCUGUAACAGAAUCUUUUCACCAACUUUAAAUGUGUCUUAUUCUUUCAUGUUUACCUUUUUAAAGGGGAAUAGUUGAUUUCACUUUUAGAGAGGCUGCUACAGUGUAGUAUUUUAUUAGACUUGUCUCUCUUUAUGAAAAUAUUUUGUGCCUCUUAAGUAUGAUUUUUAUAACUUCAUACUACGUACUCAUCCUCACUCUUACGUACAACCGAUUAGCCUUUUCUGGGUUCAAUUAUGUCUGAAGUGUCACUUUUUCUGGUAGAGUUCAACAGAAAAGGGAUUCCCCCUCACCACGUCCCUUCCUCGUGAGAUUUUAACUUAAUGUGGGUUUUUUUUGACAGUGAAUGCAACUCGGCUUCAUAGCUGGCAUCACUGUACCAUCUUUGAGCCAAGUCUGCUGACAGCUUGUGGUGACGUCUCUGUAGUGGUUCCAGACCCUUUACAGCCUUUUGCCUAACCAUAAUCAGAAACAGCAAUUAGCAUUAGCAAGUAGCGCUACAAUAAGCAUAAUCUCACUGAAGCAGGCUAUCAUGAACGGUGAUUAAAAGACGGAAGCUUAUGUUUGCCUUAAUGUUAAAGAAGCGUUGACAAAGUCAUGUGGUGCUGCUUAUGUUCUGUAACUGUAGCAUGAAAUCAUGGUGGAAUCGGCAAGCUAACUAGCUCGGCCCUAAAUUCAGCUUGUUUCCCAAACUGUUGGACUAUUCCUUUUUGAAAAGCAGUAUCAGCCAGCUCAUGUCAGCCUACCUCUCAAUAGUGUAGUUCCCAAGAAACAGAAAACAACAACACAAGUUUUGAAGAAAUUAAGCAACUAAAAUAACUUGCAGUGUGAAGAUGUGUUCCUGCAUUCUCUUAAAAAGAUGUCAACAUGUUGGAAUCUUUGAUUUGCAGUAAUAGAUUUGUGUUUUUUUAGUUCAGCAACAAUUAACGUCCACCGACUAGCUAUUUCUGAAACUUAAAACGGCAUCUUUAUAAUCUUCCUCAGUUGUUGUAGCUCGGUUGUCAUCAUGACGGAGCAUUCUGUUGAGGAAUACCACCAGAUGGGUUUGAAAGCUCUAGGAGAAGCCAGUAAGUGGACCUUUUUUAGUUUAGAUUUUCUUUUUAAAUCAAACAACAUUUUCCAUGUUAACAAUGACCGCUCAUUUAAAAACAAAAAAAUCAGUUUUAAACAUUCCACACAGGAGUUUUAUCAGCAGGGAAACAAAGAAAAAUAAAGCACAUUAAUCAGUUCUGAUCGGUUCUUAAUGGCCAAUAAAUGUGACGGUCAACUUAUUGUUUAUGAUGGUGGUUUAGACGUCCACACAAGUGACGUUAAACUCUGAUGAAGGAAAGCUAACAUACCAAGCAUUUAACAUGAAGGAUGUCUGUUUCUUUAUUUUUUCUGACCUGUUUUCAUCACAGAAUAUUUAACCAAUAGCAUGUAGCCAACUGUUUAUGUACUCUACUAUAGUGACGUAAGGUUAUGGAUGGUCGUCAGUCAUUUCUUUGUGACGUUUUUAACACUAUUUUGUAUAUGGUUUUUUUUACAAUUUGUUUGCAUUUAUGAAUGUAAUUUGUUUCCCCUCUUUUGUGCACUUAAAAAAACUUAAUUUAUCAUUUGACACUUUCAAAGAGGAGUACCCUUUAAUCUGUUUAACUGUCUUUAAAGAACUGUGUGAAAUUAUUCUGUCAAAAAAUAUUUACUGUCUCUGAUUCUGUUUAAAGUGCUUUAGCCUUCAUUUCCCUCCAUCAGAUGCCUUUAGGAAGAGUUUAAAAUAAAAAAAACUCCUUGUACAUGGGAAGUAUUUCAGAAAGGAAGGGUUUUUUCAGUGUUGGAGAACACGCAAUGAUAUAUUCUUAUUCUCACGUCCUGUUUUCAGUCAUUUCACUUCUUUUGUGUUAUUUUUCUUAGAAAAAAGUCAGUGCUAGAAAAAGUCAAAUUUUCAUGGUAGCUCAGUUUAACGCCACCUGUCUAAGACUUAUUUUAUUUAUUUAUUUUAGUUUUAAGUUACUGUAAGGAACUUUUAACUGGUUAUGAAACUGGUCUAAAUUUAAUACCGAUCCUCUAUUUGACCUACAUCAGUAAACAAGACUUUCAGAGAGAAGAUUGUCUGUUUCUAUAAAGUUAUUCUUAUUUUUUAUGCUUGUCGGAUUCUGGUGAAAUCAGAUGAAAUCAUGCAGGUUCACCAGAAACUCCUUCAGCUCAGACUCCAGCAGAGAUCAGUCCACCGUGGACAGACCCAGAUCCAGCAGAGACCAGUCCACCGUGGACAGACCCAGAUCCGGCUUUAUCGCAGCCGUCCA